Closterium sp. Naga37s-1 is the source of this 1299-nucleotide messenger RNA. NCBI's taxonomy places the organism in Eukaryota, Viridiplantae, Streptophyta, Zygnematophyceae, Desmidiales, Closteriaceae. The record is from the annotation of a GenBank genome assembly.
AUGGAUGCGAAGGUGCUGAGCUUCGGCGACGUUCUUCUGCGCGAGUGCGACGUGGCGACGCUGGAGCCGUCGCAAUGGCUUAACGACAAAAUUAUCGAAUUUUACUUCGAAUACCUCUCGCGAACCCUCCUCGGCGCAUCCGACCCCUCCGCUUCUGCCGCCGGCGCUGGCGCUGCCGCUGGGACAGCUAGCAGCAGCGCGGGAGGAGAAAGCAGCAGCAACGGCGCCGGUGGCGGUGCUGGUGCUGCGGCGGGAGGGGAGGGUAACAAUAGCGCCGUGCUGCUGGUGGGGCCGUCGGUGUCGUUUUGGCUCAACAUCUGUCCGAGCGACGAUGACGUCACGGAAACCAUGGCUCCCCUGGGCGUGGAAAACAAGGAGUGGAAAGACGGCAAGCUUUCGGAGGGAACGGAGGAACGGCAGUACCAGUGCAUUCGGAGCCGUCCCAUUCCGCCUCCUCUCUUCCUCCUCGCUUCCUCCUCGCUUCCUGGUCGCUUCCUGGUCGCUUCCUGGUCGCUUCCUCGUUCCUCCUCGCUUCCUCCUCGCUUCCUCCUUGCUUCCUCCUCACUGCCUCCUUCCCUGCCUCCUCCUUCUCGGCUUCCCUUCGCCUCCUAUAAUGCAGCUCCUGACGCGUCAGCGACAAAAAGCGCUCGCUCGGUGCCAUCCUCGUUCAAGAUAUCCUUCCUCGACGCUGAGCCUGCCUCGCUCUCCUCUCCCCUGCUCCCCCUCAUCGCCCUGGCAGUCAACGACAACAACGACCCCACACUCGCAGAGGCAGGCUCGCACUGGAGUCUCCUCCUCUUCAUCAGGUCGCGCCGUCUCUUCCUUCACUUUGACAGCGUCGGCUCGCACAAUCUGCAGGUCGCGACAGCACUCCCCUUCCGUUCUUCGAAAGGCUACCCAACCUGGCCCCUCUCUGUCUCUACCACACACAACUCACCAACACUGCAGGUCGCGUCGUCGCGUCGUCUCUUCCUCCACUUUGACAGCGCCGGCUCGCACAACUUGGAGGCAGCUAAGGGGCUUGCCGAGAAGCUUCAAGCCCUCCUAGGUGUUACUGUGACUGACGACACUUUCCAGUCAGCAUCUACACCUCAACAGCUAAACGGGUAUGACUGUGGGGUGUACGUACUCGCUAUAGCAACGGCCCUCUGCGAGACGGCAUCUGCUGCCCCCGAGGGGAAAGCAUCGGCGGAGGAGCUGGAGAGCUCAGCCAAAGGGGUGGAUGCGGCAGCGGUUACCAAGUUACGGGGAGACGUGAAGCAGCUUAUUCAACACCUGGGGAAGCAAAGCAGAGAGUAA